Messenger RNA from Guyanagaster necrorhizus, 1348 nucleotides. RefSeq names its product ribosomal protein L2. Bases 66 to 1268 code for a protein of 400 amino acids. Gene Ontology annotation, molecular function: structural constituent of ribosome; RNA binding; transferase activity. The record is from RefSeq and is a predicted model, not a curated record. Gene Ontology annotation, biological process: mitochondrial translation. Lineage: Eukaryota; Fungi; Basidiomycota; Agaricomycetes; Agaricales; Physalacriaceae. Gene Ontology annotation, cellular component: ribosome; mitochondrial large ribosomal subunit. The transcript is spliced from 2 exons.
UGCUCAAUUCUCAAUUCUCACUUCACCUCCGUCAAGAUCCCCCUUGUGGACUCGGGCGUUCAUCUAUGUUUGCCUCGACAAGGGCGAGCAAUGGGCUCUUACGUACGCUGCUGACGGCCAGCGGUCCGUCUGCUUCCAACUUCUGUCGCGCACCUUUAUGGUUUCAACGUAACGCGUACGCUACCGUCGAGGACAAAGUCUCCGCCGCUGCGAAGAAGAAAGAGAGGGAGGCCUUUGUUCAAACAUCUUCAUCGCUUUUCAAGACGUACAAAGCUAUUACGCCUGGUACUCGUCACCUUCGACGACCCUUAACACCCAACCUGUACGAAGGAAGACCAGUGCGAGCACUUACAGUCGCGAAGCGCAAAAAUGGCGGUCGUAACAGGACAGGUCGAAUCACCUGCCGACAUCGUGGAGGAGGGCACAAACAACGGAUACGUCUGCUCGACUUUCGUCGCGAACAACCCGGUGUGCACGAUGUGGUCCGUGUCGAGUACGACCCCGGGCGUUCCUCCCACAUUGCACUGCUGAAGAAUCGUAACGCCACUGCAGAAGGAAAAGAAAAAUGGAGUUAUAUUCUGGCGACGGAUGGCAUGCGUGCUGGGGAUACGGUGCAGAGCUUCAGGUCGGGAAUUCCGGAUGGACUUGUCCCUGGGUUCGACCUCAAGGCGCUCAACAAGAAAAAGCCUGAAGGAGCCUCAGAGGAGGAAGCGGCGGCCUACGAGUCUUCUCAGUCGCUCGCACUCGGUGUCUUCCGUUCCAUGACCCUCAAAUCUGGCAAUGUCCUUCCCUUACGACUCAUUCCUCCCGGCACCAUUAUCCAUAAUAUCACGCUCUCACCUCAAGGCCCUGCCAUCCUUGUACGCUCUGCGGGUACCUCUGGGCAGGUCAUGGCUCAUGAAACCAUGGGGCGGUAUACACACGUUCGGUUACAGAGUGGUGAAGUGCGCAAGGUUCUGCAGGAUUGCUGCGCGACAAUUGGGAAGGUAUCCAACCCGCUUUGGAAGCACAGGAGUCUUGGGAAGGCCGGGAGGCGGCGUUGGCUGGGCUGGAGGCCUGAAGUCCGUGGUGUCGCGAUGAACAAAUCUGACCAUCCUCAUGGUGGUGGACGUGGAAAGUCGAAAUCUAACAAGCAUCCCGUCUCAAUUUGGGGUUGGGGUACAAAGGGCACGAGAACGAGGAAGCCGGGUCCCAAGGGUCCCAAGAACAGCAACAAGAUGGUCAUACGCGAGCGCCCGAGAGGCGUCGAGAAACGGAGCGCUGUAUAAUAGCAUCCUCUGGUAUUAUAUUACACUAAUCGAUCCAUCAGAAUCAGACCUAGAAUGCUGGGUGCGGUCCAGAAUUUACC